AUGCUCACACUGGAACAAGCCACUGAACUUAAAAAUGCGAUCGCCAUGCAGAGAGAGAAAAUCGUUAACUGGUUUCGUAAUGAGGGGAACAAGGGGAACCGCAGAGCGAGGGAUGCUGCCAAGCCAGUGGAGCUCUACUCGUGGAAGUAUUACGAUGAGGAAAUCAAGCCUCUUGUCACAGCCGAGAUCGAACGCGAUGGUUUGGAAAAGCAGCAGACCUUGGCGGUCAUCAAGAGGAUGACACGUGAGGCAUUUGAGAAUGAGAGCGUGAAGGUGAAGGAUGAAAUUCAGGCUGAGAUUGAUGCACAACAUGCGGUGGAAGAUGCCAAUGCUGAGGAGGCUGAUAGUCAACCUUUGCCUCUUCAGUGCCAGCUGCUAGAUGAACACAGCACCCUCGACAAUGCACCCACGAUACUGAGAGGAUUUCUCUGUGAACUUUCAUGCAAGACCAGCUGGUGCUUCACGGUCCUCAGAGCUGGACCGGCACCACAGGAAGGGGGGGCACUUCGGACCAUCAGUGCUAACCCAAAGCCAUCGGAGAGCCUGUCAAGUGAGCGUGAGGCCGAAUUGACCUCCUCUACUGGGCUUGGUGAAAGUCCAUCAGCUGAACGUGGCAUGCGCCACUCCUCGCUUUCUUCCUCACCACAUCUUAACUCAGAAUCUCACCUCCCUGACUCUCUUAACUUCCAUUCUGAGAGCAAUCAGACAGCUGCAGAUUCCACACAUCCCUUGAAUUUCGACCAGAAUGUCACUCAAAAUCAUGCAAUCAGAUUGGGCAGCCUCCUUCCUGCAAAUGCUAGCUUCAAAUUUGAUACCGAACUGUCUGCAUCCUCCACUCAGCUGCCAUCUCAAUUGCUCACACCGGCACCUGCUGCAUCCUUCAUCUCAGCACCACCUGGAUUGUUUGUCUCAUCUCCAUCUGCAGCCUUCACAUCAGCACCAUCUGCAGGACCUACUGCUUUGAUGGUUGCUUCGGUGCCUCAGCCCUCCUCAGUUGGCCCUCCCCAGCACUCUCCGAUCGCACUGUCACUCCUUCACGAGCUCUUUGAUGGUGAGCCCAAUGCAGAUAGAGACAUCUCAGCCUGCACCACUUCUGCUCCCUCCACAUCUGAGGUCCCUCAGCCCCAACUAAAGCUGCCAUCCACGCAUUCCAAAACUCUGCAGCCUCUGCAAGUGCUCCCUCCUGUCAUGUCUGAGAUUGUGCAACCAUUGCACCCAUCACUUCCCAUCACAUCUGAGCCAGAGCAGCCUGUGGAUGUGACAUCCCCUGUCAUAUUCGAGACGCAGCCAUUCCUUCCCGCUUCAACUCCGACAACUGUUGCAGAACAAUCCACUGUGAAGAAUGUCGAGAGCGAUGGCACGGUAGAAGCUGAGAAGGGACACAGAAAGGGUAGAGUGAAGGAUAAAGAGAAUGCAGUGGAUGCUGAGGUUAAGAAGGCAUUUCAUAAGUGA
Molecule: messenger RNA, 1452 nt
Organism: Laetiporus sulphureus 93-53
Lineage: Eukaryota; Fungi; Basidiomycota; Agaricomycetes; Polyporales; Laetiporaceae
Exons: 7
Coding region: 1-1452 (483 amino acids)
Source: RefSeq, a predicted model, not a curated record